CGGGAACAGCCGCUGCCUCUCGCCGAAGCGGACGGACCCGAGAGACUCCCGGUCUUGCCCCUUUCUUCUGUGGCCGAGCCCGUUCCCAGGUCCUUAGCCAACCCUCUCUGACCCUCGGUCGCCGGCUGAGAAGACAGAAACCACAUUUUAAUUUCUACUGUCGCACCAUAAGGCACCCCUCCUUCCCCCUUGAGACGAGAAGCUUUGUUCAAAUCCCAUUUUUAAAACUAGCCAUUUAAAGAUGGGGAAGAGCUUUUCCUCAAAAGGUUUUUGAACUUAACGCUCCCUUAAGAACCUCUCGUUCCCCUGUAACAUGUUCUUAUACUUUAAAUCCUGGAAUUCUGCUUUGGGAUUUGUGGCUGGGUUGGUCCUCUUUCUGAAAAUUUCUACGAGAUUUUACAAAUUGCAAUACUGAAGACUUGUUUAAAAGAGAAGGGAACUAAGAUAAUUGUUUCAUUGAAAAUAUUUAGUAAUAAAAUUACAUGCAUAUGGGUAUGUAUUUAAAAGGGAAAUUUUAAUUAAUGUAUAUUGAAAAGGAAUAUGGUAGGGUAAAAAUUUCAAGUAACAGUGAGGCGUAUACAGUGUUAAGUCCCCUCUCCCCAAUCCCAUACUCCCAUGUCGUGUUCUCCCCUCCAGAAGCAACCACUCUUGUAAAUUUCCUGUAUAUCCUACCAUAAAUCUCCUAUUACAAUGAAAUUACACUAUAGAAAUGAUGAAAUGAAUUGAAUAUAAGACUGAACCAUGUAUUAGUGCUGAUGACAAUAGUUUGAUAUCCACUCGUGAUGACAUUAGAAUCUUUUAUUUGGCCUAAGGUGGACAAUUAUUACCUUGAAGAUCAGUUAGACUGCUAAAAAUCUUAAAACAAGCAUUUAGUGGAAAGCAGAACUAUUAAACUAUUAUUCCCUCCCACACAUAUACCAGUUUCUCCACACAGGUUUUUUAUAACGUUUGUUGAUUUUUUCCUCCAUUUUGGAACUCUUUAUGAAGAAGAGAAUGAGUACUAUAGUUUUCUUUGUCUACUGCAGUGUGUGUCUGAAAACAUUGAAAGGACAUAUGUAUGCUCCCAUUGACAUGAGGUAAUGAAAAAUGUUAGCAGUAAGGGAGAAAUAUGGAGUCCAGGUUUAAAACAUUUGGUUGCAUCUCUUAGUUUCAGGCCUAGAUUUGCCAUAAAGUAGCCACACAAAGUAACUUUCUUGGAAAAGCCUUUAUUUUCCCCUCAGUUAAUACUUAAAUUGAAUGGUUCUUAAGAGUCCUUCUAACUCCAAAAUUCUGUAAUUAAAAUAGUAGUUUUAUAGGUGUCUUAAGACUGGCUAAGAAUAACCCAGUUGGAUAUUAGACAGUGGGGUGACCAAAAAGAUUCCUGAGUGGCAGAUUCAUAAAGAGGAGUUUAGAGAUGUUUAAACUACAUUCCUGCUCUUAUGAGUUUGAUAUCAUUGGAGAACAGCUACUUUAACUUUCCCAUAAAAUGAAUGUCUGUUUAUGUUGCUGAGAGAAGCCAAACCCUGGGCUGAAUGGGCCUCUUCGUGCCACCUUGUGUGGCUAAAGAGUGAAUUCUCUUCACAGCUCACACUGCCGUUUUUAGGGAAAUUACUCUUACCAAAUCCUUACUUUUCUUUUUGGUAAAGUAAAAAUAAAGUUCAUUUACUUCAAAGAGACUUGACAUAUUCCUUACAGUUAAGAUAUUUUAGUUACUUUAUAAGUAUUCACUUAGAGAUCAUGCUCUUAGGAAACUAAUCUUUAAAACACCUACAACCUUUAGGCUGAUGAUCCCUGGGUGGACACUGGAGUUGAGGAGUGAUUGCAAAGUUGUGAUUGCAAAGUUAUGAAAGUAAAACGAAUUAGCUAAUUUUUGUUAUGUAUGAUCUAAAUUAAGGGAUUUCACAAGUACACUGUACAUCAUAAUUGCAAAAAUCAUUGAUGUUAAGAUACAUACUGGAAGCUUCUGAAACACGGAUAAAAAUAUGUAAUUAUUUUGAAUAAAUCUAUGAUAUAAAUUAUAGUAAAGUUUUAGGAAUUAUUUGAUUGGGAUGAACUAGCAUAAUAGAUUUGUAAGGUUGCUCAGAGUAAUCUUGAUUGACUGAAAAAACUGAUAAACAACAAAAACAUUAAGUACCAGUAGUGAAAUUCUUCACAAUGGCAAUAGUUUGGUUUUUUCCAGCUCUCUUCCCAAUCUUGCUAUAUGAAUGUAUAUUUUUGCAGAUGUCUUAUCAUAUUGGAGAUACAUUUUUACUGAUUUUUUAUAAACAUUUUUCAAUAGUUUACUGUUACUUAUAGUAAUUUUGUAAUUGUUUAUACAAUGGGUGUCUCAUCAUUUACUUAACCUUCCUAUUUUGAGUUUUCCAGUAUUUAAAAAAAAAUAUAAUGCCCAUCUUCAUGAAUGUAACUUUAUUCUUUUUCUUUUCUUUUUUGACUUCCUCAGGAGAGGUAGUAUAGUGUAGUUGCAAAUAGGUCGGCUUUAAAAUGAGAGGUUCUGGGUUCAAACCUAGCUUCAUCACCAUCACUUAUUGGCAAUUAUUGGGCAAGUAACUUAUUUACUCAGAACUUUAUUAAUCUGUAGAAUGGGUAUAGUAAUAGCUCUCUAUGAAGUUGUUAAGAUAAAAAGCAACGACGUGAAACACAUUGUAGCUAUUAUUCUUAUUAGGAAAUUUCCAGAUUUCUGUUAGUUUCCAAAUUACUUUCUAAAAGGAUUAUAUACAUUUAUACUGUCAUUAACAAUCUAUGUGUGUGCUUAUGUUAUUCUAAAACAUUAUUGUUACGAAUUUGAUCAGUGUGAAAUUGUAUCCCUUUGUUUUGAUUUGGAUAUGUUUGGUCUUGUACAAAGUGAGGGAUAGUUUUCUCAGCAGUAUUCUAUAAUUUUCUAAAUGAAGUGGUGGAAGCUUCAUUGCUUUAGUCAUUUUGAGCUGGACUAUAAGAUGAAUAUAUAACAGAGGUCAGUUAGAAUGCUAGUGAAGAUGGAACCCAAUUUUCCAAUAGGCUUUUUUUGAAUUGUAGUUUUAUUGUAUUUUCAGGCUAUACUAAUAUUUAUAAGCUAUUACUAUUAUUAUCUUAAACCUUAGAAAAGUAGCUGUUAAAAUUAAUAACUAAUAUCAUAUGUAAAGCCUAUUUAAGUGAAAAUACAAUCUUCUUUUCCUUGAAGGGCUGAUUUAUAAAUAGUAGUAUUGUCAUCACAAUUUGAUGGAUUUCUACUAGGACUGCUUCUCAAAACUUGAGGAAAAAUUGGAGAGAGAAAAUGUAUGAUCUUGAAUCAUGUUAUCUUUUGGCUACAAAUGGAUAAUGAAGCUAUGCUCUCUGACUGGAGUUCUUACAUAGUCAAGGUGCAAAAAAAGCUUUAAACAAGUUAAAAUCUAGGCAACAGACUCCCUGAAGUGUUGACUGCCCAACCUAAUCAUGAACGUGAUUCAAAAAUGUUAAUAAAUAAACCAAGACCAUGGGGAAUUCAUAUGCUGGGCAACUGAAAUCUGCUCGAUUUGAGGAAGCUCUCCACAACUCCAUAGAAGCCUCUCUCAGAUGUAGUAGUGUGGUACCACGGCCCAUUUUUUCCCAGCUGUACUUGGACCCUGAUCAGCAUCCCUUCUCAUCUGCAGAUGUCAAACCCAAGGUGGAGGAUUUGGAUAAAGAUUUAGUGCACCGGUACACUCAAAAUGGAAGUCUGGAUUUUUCUAACAGUCUGACAGUUACUGAAAUGGAAGAUGAUGAAGAUGAUGAAGAAAUGUCUGAUUCAAACAGCCCACCAAUUCCCUAUUCACAAAAACCUGCCCCAGAAGGAUCUUGCACUACAGAUGGUUUUUGUCAAGCAGGCAAGGAUUUGCGUUUGGUAUCAUUGUGUAUGGAACAAAUCGACAUCCCAGCGGGAUUCCUCCUGGUGGGAGCCAAGUCUCCCAAUCUUCCUGAACACAUCCUAGUUUGUGCCGUAGACAAGCGAUUUCUACCAGAUGAUCAUGGAAAAAAUGCACUUUUAGGGUUUUCUGGAAACUGUAUCGGCUGUGGAGAAAGAGGAUUUCGGUAUUUCACGGAAUUUUCCAACCACAUUAACUUGAAGCUCACCACCCAGCCAAAGAAGCAGAAGCACUUAAAGUACUACCUAGUCAGAAGCUCCCAGGGUGUACUGUCGAAGGGACCUCUCAUCUGCUGGAAAGAAUGUAGAAGCCGACAAUCCUCUGCUUCUUGCCACUCUGUUAAACCAAACUCUUCAGUGUCAUCAACUGUGACGCCAGAAAAUGGGACAACUAAUGGAUACAAAUCAGGAUUCACUCAGACAGAUUCGCCAAUGCUCAGCCCAGCUAAUUCUGCAAUCAAUUUAAGUGGAGCUCAGGACCUGACCCGGAAUAAGAAUGUUGUGAAACCACUGGCUUUAUCUUUGCAGGUUGUAGGGAAGACUUUUGCUGCAGAUGCUGCUAAUGGAAACAGUAGCCAUGGAGGGAAGAGCAGUGCAUCCAGCUCCACUCCAGCCCGACCAGGGAACUACUCUUUGUCACCAAGACCUAGCUAUGCAGCAGGAGACCAAGCUACCAUGUUCACUUCCGGGCCACCAAAGAAACGACACCGGGGUUGGUAUCCCGGGUCACCUGUCCCCCAACCUGGUUUAGUUGUACCUGUCCCUACAGUUCGUCCUCUUUCAAGAACUGAGCCCCUUUUAUCUGCCCCAGUUCCACAGACCCCAUUAACUGGAAUUUUACAACCUCGGCCCAUUCCUGCAGGGGAAACUGUAAUUGUUCCUGAAAACCUGCUGAGUAACUCAGGAGUUAGACCAGUCAUUCUGAUAGGCUAUGGCACUUUACCCUAUUUCUAUGGAAAUGUUGGUGACAUUGUUGUGAGUCCUCUGCUGGUGAAUUGCUACAAGAUUCCACAGUUGGAAAACAAAGAUUUGGAACAAUUAGGGUUGACUGGCAGCCAACUUCUGAGCGUGGAAAACAUGAUCCUUCUAACGAUACAGUAUCUUGUACGGCUAGGUCCUGAUCAGAUACCUCUCAGGGAAGAAUUUGAGCAAAUCAUGCUGAAAGCUAUGCAGGAAUUUACUCUGCGAGAGAGAGCCCUGCAGAUAGGUGCUCAGUGUGUACCUGUGUCGCCGGGACAGCUGCCCUGGCUUGCAAGAUUAAUCGCAAGCGUAUCUCAAGACUUGGUUCAUGUGAUCGUGACCCAGAACUCUUUGGCAGAGGGCAUUUCAGAGACACUGAGGACUCUCAGUGAAAUGAGACACUAUCAAAGGCUACCAGAUUAUGUUGUGGCAAUUUGUGCAUCAAAAAUCAGAGGAAAUGAAUUUUGUGUGGUAGUGUUAGGCCAGCAUCAGUCCCGAGCGCUGGCAGAGAGCAUGCUCACCACAAGUGAGUUUUUGAAAGAAAUUAGUUAUGAGCUCAUCACAGGAAAGGUCAGUUUCCUGGCAUCACAUUUCAAAACCACGUCAUUAGGCGAUGACCUAGACAAGCUGCUAGAAAAAAUGCAACAAAGAAGAGGAGACAAUGUGAUUACCCCCUUCAACGGAGACCUUAACGAAUGUGUGUCACCCCAGGAGGCUGCUUCUAUGAUACCCACACAAAACCUGGAUUUAGAUAAUGAAACCUUCCAAAUUUAUCAACCGCAGCUCACAGUGGCCAGAAAACUCUUGUCCCAGGUGUGUGCUAUAGCAGACAGUGGCAGCCAGAGCCUGGACCUCGGUCACUUCAGCAAAGUGGACUUCAUCAUCAUUGUCCCAAAGUCGGAAGUGUUGGUCCAGCAAACUCUUCAACGGAUCCGACAAUCAGGUGUCCUCGUGGACUUGGGUCUGGAGGAGAAUGGGACUGCUCAUCAGAGAGCGGAAAAAUAUGUUGUUCGCCUGGACAAUGAAAUUCAAACCAAGUUUGACGUUUUUAUGAGGCGUGUGAAACAGAACCCAUACACGCUGUUUGUGCUAGUUCAUGACAACUCCCAUGUGGAACUAACGAGUGUCAUUUCAGGCUCUUUGUCACAUGGUGAACCCAGUCAUGGCUUGGCUGAUAGAGUCAUUAAUUGCAGAGAAGUUCUAGAAGCUUUCAACCUCCUGGUGCUCCAGGUUAGCUCCUUCCCAUACACACUACAGACCCAACAGUCCCGAAUCAGCUCCAGCAACGAGGUUCACUGGAUACAGCUGGACACCCUGGAGGACGUGGGCUGCGAGGAGAAGCUGUACUUCGGCUUGAAUGAGUACAGCAAGUCUCUGCAGUGGGGGAUCACGAGCCCACUUCUGAGAUGUGACGAGACUUUCGAAAAAAUGGUGAACACACUCUUGGAGAGGUACCCCAGACUGCACAGCAUGGUCGUCCGCUGCUACCUCCUCAUCCAGCAGUACUCCGAGGCUCUGAUGGCCCUCACCACCAUGGCGUCACUCCGAGACCACAGCACACCAGAAACACUCAGCAUUAUGGAUGACCUCAUCAGCUCCCCAGGAAAAAACAAAAGUGGGAGGGGACACAUGCUCAUUAUCAGGGUGCCCUCGGUGCAGCUGGCGAUGUUAGCCAAGGAGCGGCUGCAGGAGGUGCGUGACAAGCUGGGGCUGCAGUAUCGGUUUGAGAUCAUCCUUGGGAACCCGGCCUCUGAACUCAGUGUUGCAACGCACUUUGUGGCACGAUUAAAGACUUGGAGAGGAAAUGAACCAGAAGAGUGGAUGCCUCGGACGUACCAAGAUUUAGAAGGUCUGCCUUGUAUAGUGAUAUUAACUGGCAAAGAUCCUCUUGGAGAAACCUUUCCCAGGUCUUUGAAGUACUGCGACCUCCGAUUAAUUGAUUCAAGCUAUUUAACUCGCACGGCCUUGGAGCAGGAGGUGGGUCUGGCAUGCUGCUAUGUCUCAAAAGAGGUCAUCCGGGGACCCACUGUUGCGCUGGACCUCAGCGGGAAGGAGCAGGAGAGAGCUGCCGUCAGCGAGAACGACUCCGACGAACUGCUGAUCGACCUGGAGCGGCCCCAGAGCAACAGCAGCGCCGUCACGGGAACUUCGGGUUCCAUCAUGGAGAAUGGGGUAAGCUCUUCCAGCACGGCCGACAAGUCCCAGAAGCAGUCCUUGAUCCCCAGCUUCCAGAGCCCAGCCGCCAGCGUAGGGCUGGACGAAGGGGUCUCCGCCGGCAUGGCCGGAGCUGGGGAGGCUCUAAAGCAGGAGUGCGAUUCCCUGGGCCCCCAGAUGGCGAGCAGCACCACCUCCAAGCCUUCGUCAUCCUCCUCGGGACCCAGGACCCUUCCGUGGGCAGGACAGCCUCUCAGAGGCUGUAGGGGCCUGCAUGCAGCCCUGCCACCAAUAGUGAUCUUAUCCAAAGCUGCCUACAGCCUUCUGGGCUCCCAGAAGGGUGGCAAGCUGCCGUCCUCCUCGUCCCUGCUGCCCCAUGCCGAUGUGGCCUGGGUGAGCUCCCUGCGGCCAUUCCUGCACAAGGACAUGAGCAGUGAGGAGCAGUCGCUCUACUACAGGCAGUGGACCUCUGCCCGGCAGCACCACGCUGACUACAGCAACCAGCCAGACCCGGCCUCUGGCACGCGGACCUUCCACCCCCGGCGGCUGCUGCUGACUGGGCCUCCCCAGGUGGGAAAGACUGGCUCCUAUUUACAGUUCCUUAGGAUCCUCUUCCGCAUGCUCAUCAGGCUCCUGGAGGUGGAUGUAUAUGACGAGGAGGAGAUCAACGCUGAUCACAGUGAAAGCAGUGAAGUGAGCCAGUCAGAGGGAGAGCCCUGGCCUGACAUCGAGAGCUUCAGUAAAAUGCCUUUCGACGUCAGUGUGCACGAUCCCAAGUACAGUCUGAUGAGCCUGGUAUAUACUGAGAAGCUGGCAGGGGUUAAACAAGAAGUAAUAAAGGAAUCCAAAGUUGAGGAACCCAGGAAACGAGAAACUGUGUCCAUGAUGCUGACCAAAUAUGCAGCCUACAACACUUUUCACCACUGUGAGCAGUGCCACCAGUACAUGGACUUCACCUCGGCCGCCCAGAUGUCUGACUCCACCCUUCAUGCCUUCACAUUCUCUUCCUCUAUGCUGGGAGAAGAGGUUCAGCUCUAUUUCAUCAUUCCCAAAUCCAAAGAGAGUCACUUUGUCUUCAGCAAGCAGGGCAAACACCUGGAGAGUAUGCGGCUGCCCCUAGUUUCAGACAAGAAUUUGAAUGCAGUCAAAAGCCCUAUUUUCACUCCUUCCAGUGGUCGCCAUGAGCAUGGACUCCUAAACCUUUUCCACGCUAUGGAGGGCAUCAGCCACCUUCACCUUCUGGUGGUCAAAGAAUAUGAGAUGCCGCUGUACCGCAAGUACUGGCCCAACCACAUCAUGCUGGUGCUUCCCGGCAUGUUCAAUAAUGCAGGCGUGGGUGCUGCCAGGUUCCUCAUUAAGGAGCUGUCAUAUCACAACCUAGAACUGGAGAGGAACCGCCUGGAGGAGCUGGGAAUUAAACGCCAGUGUGUCUGGCCUUUCAUUGUUGUGAUGGAUGACUCGUGUGUCCUGUGGAACAUUCACAGUAUUCAGGAGCAGACCAGCCAGCCCAUGGAAGCAGGAAUUUCCAGUAAGAAUGUGUCCUUGAAGAGUGUCUUGCAGCAUAUCGAAGCCACACCAAAAAUUGUCCACUAUGCACUCUUGGGCAUACAGAAAUGGAGCAGCAAGCUGACUUCUCAGAGCCUAAAGGCCCCAUUUUCUAGGUGCCACGUGCACGAUUUCAUUCUCCUCAACAUAGACUUGACUCAGAAUGUGCAGUAUGAUUUCAACAGGUAUUUCUGUGAAGAUGUUGACUUUAACCUGAGAACAAACAGUAGUGGCCUGCUCAUCUGCCGCUUUAAUAACUUCAGUCUCAUGAAGAAACAUAUUCAGGUUGGCGGGCAAAGGGACUUUAUCAUUAAACCAAAGAUCAUGGUGUCAGAGAGCUUAGCACCCAUCUUACCCCUUCAGUACAUCUGUGCUCCUGACAGUGAACACACGCUACUGGCAGCCCCUGCACAGUUUCUCCUGGAGAAAUUCCUUCAGCACGCUUCAUAUAAACUCUUCCCCAAAGCCAUCUGUAACUUCAAGAGUCCUGUGCUGGCCAUUGACUGCUACCUUAACAUUGGACCGGAGGUGGCCAUAUGCUACAUCAGCUCCAGACCCCACUCCAACAAUGUCAAUUGUGAAGGGGUGUGUUUCAGUGGACUCCUCUUGUACCUCUGUGACUCUUUUGUAGGUGCUGAUCUUCUUAAGAAAUUUAAGUUUCUAAAAGGUGCUACCCUGUGUGUCAUCUGCCAAGACAGAAGCUCCUUACGCCAAACAAUUGUCCGCUUAGAGCUAGAGGAUGAAUGGCAGUUCCGCCUCCGGGAUGAGUUUCAAACUGCUAACAGCAGUGAUGACAAGCCUCUCUACUUUCUUACUGGACGCCAUGUAUGAGCUUUUGACACGACCAAAAAUAGCAAGGGGAUGCCUAGGUAGAGUGAGACAGAAACAAUUUGGGAUUUUUUUUUUUCCUUUAAAGUACAAUCACUGUGGAGCAAAGUGCAACAUAUUUGUCUAUUCUCCAAAGAACUCCCCAAAUCUGGCCCAGGUCUUUGGGGAUAUCACUUCCCUUCAGUUCCAAUUACAGGACCUUAAGUUCAGGUAAACUCUACCCUAGGCAGUUAUGCAAUUACUUAAGAUAUGGUCUGCCUAUGGGAUCCUAAGGAAGAUACACUUUGGAGAAUGAACAUGGAGUUUGCAUUGUUUUUUCUACUACACCAUGUCAGGAGGAAACAAUUUUCAGCAUUAGCUAGCCUGAAUGUGUUACAUGAGACGCACACCACUGGUGUGAAAUUAAUUGAAGAUUAACAUUUGAGGCCUGAACCCUCAGUUUCUCUUCAGAUCUGUACUUUGGUACAGUAUUACUCAGGGGUCUGAAAUGAUAGAAUGUAGAAGAUAUUGGUAUUUAAAAAAGAAGUAGCUUUGUCUUUCUCUGUGCAGUGUUAGUUUAAGAUUUAUAAUCUUCUAUGUAUUGAAAGUUUUGGCAAAAUUUCCACAGGAGUUAAAAGUUUACUAUUUAAACUGAACAAACAUCAGUAAAUGCAGAGCAGGCAUUGUGUGCAUUUAUGCAGCUUCUCCUAGCUUAAUUCCUUUGCUUUUCCCAUUCUUUAAAAAGGUUUCCAGUCUUUAAGCACAUCAUGUCUAUGAGAAUAUGGAACAGUGAUUAAUCUUGUGCAAGAACUGAUAAAGUUGAGCCAAAUAAGAAGGCAGUUUACCUGCAUCCACCCUGUUUGGUUGGAAUUAAGCAGAUGGUACCAGCAAACAUAAAUGUCAGGCCGAGGUUCUGUUGUGGAGUGGAACUAGUUCAUUUCCUUUCAGGGACUCAAGCAAAGCUGCCUUUAAAAGACACACUGAAUUAGCCACCUUACACUGACAACAAAACAAAUUGCUGAAAUGGGAAAUAGAGCCAUAGAAAGAGAGAGAAAUGUUUUCCUUUAUCUUACCAGUGAAUUCUUUUGUAAGGAGUAAGGAAGAUUCUAUAAAUUUCUACAGAUUUCUCACCAAAUAUUUUAAUCAAAAACAUUUUUAUAAAAUGUUCUAGAACAAACUAAGUCUAUGGGAAGUUUACUCUUAAAUUACUCCAAUUCUCAUCCCUGAACAAUCUCUUGAGAUUUUUUUCAUUAGCCCAUAUAUACCACUUUAACCCCACUUAAAAUGGCCAUUUUUACUUGAAUCGAUCUUGUUUGUGUGACCUGAAACUACUGAGGGGUCUAUAAAGCCUGCAUUUACUUAGAACAAAUAGUGUUAAUUGACCAGCUUUAUUAUCUUGUGUUAACAAGGAGUUUACAGCUAGUGAAAUGAUGGAAUGUAUUAGACUGAAAAUGGUUUGCAGAUCGCUUGGUUUUAAUUAUAGCUACUUAUGAUGCUUUAAAUGUAUUUUGAAAUGAACAAUUCCUUUUAACCCCAUUUUUAAUUGUCCUUCAGAGAGGACCUGCCUUAUAUAUGCUUUAAAAAUACUCCUUAAUUUUAGUACAGCAGAUAUUUUGGCAAAAAGGUUAUGUUUUGAAGGAGUUUGGUUUAGAUAUGAAUGUAUUUCACGUGUUCCUGUUUUGCUGAAAGGGCCUAAUGCAGACAAUAUCAAGAAACCCACUGUUUGUGCAAUAUUCCAAUACCAUUUACUAUGUAGGGCAGAUAAAAUACUUGAAAUAAUUCUAAAACAAUUGUACUUGGGAGAGAUGGCCUCUCAGGGUUUCUUCUGGCUUUAUGACUUCAUGGUCUGAAGAAUGUUUUUUUAAAGUAGUUAUAUCAGAUGCAGGCAUUCCAUAUUACUUAGGGCUGCACUCUGAAAAUUCAAAUGAUUUUGAGCUCUUAAAUACUAUUUAAGUCUUUGGAGGAAAAAUGCCAGAAUAAAGCCAAAAGACCGUCACCCCCAAUGAUGGAGAAACUGACCUGCCUAUUCUUUUCAAAGCCUAGCUUACUAAGGUUUGGAGCUUUUAAAAUCAUCAGUAUAAUUCUUUACAGAAUGUAAGGUCCUUCUUUAAGGAAAAAAUUGCACAAGCACAGGACACCAUGAUUUGUUAAUAUGUAUCUUGGUGUUUUCAGCUUUAAGCUUUGCUAUCCCUUAGAACACUGAUGUGGGGUAAAUGGAUUCGCUAGACCCCCACAGUAACUCACCUAUAGACCUGCUGAACCUCGGCAUGUAUGACAGUUCACACAGGUUAAUACUGAAUGUAAACUAAAAAUUAGAAUUGUUGUAGUCAAUUUUUUUGGCUGUAAUUUAUGCAAUUGCUUUUUGUGAUUUUUAGAAAAGGGGGCACCUGUGUUACUUUAUUACUGUAAAAUUUUUCUUAACCAAAAUUUGGUGAAUUUCACUAGUCAGUCUACCUCACAUUUUGUUUAUGAUUCUGAAUUGUCUUAAGUUGUGUCUACUGUAUGUUCUUGUCCUUUCAUUUAAUCUGAUGAAUGUAUUAAAAUUCUCUCCCACCCCCCUUCAAAAA
Molecule: messenger RNA, 11868 nt
Organism: Microcebus murinus (gray mouse lemur)
Lineage: Eukaryota; Metazoa; Chordata; Mammalia; Primates; Cheirogaleidae
Source: RefSeq, a predicted model, not a curated record